CCAGAGUGGGUCAGCAAAUAUAUAAUGCUCUUGCAGGGAAUUUCAGGAUCAGAGAGGAGACCACAGGACCUUGGGUUGGCCUGUGUGUUUCUCUCUUUCACCCACACAGAGAACUGCUCACGGCGUGAUCCACUCAUCUGUGGCUGGCCACACUGCGGCCUGCCAUGAAGGGCCACUUCAUGCUCAUUCUCUUGUCUGCAGCUGGGGCCACUCUGGACAAUAACCUUAUAGAAAAGCCACACUCGGCAGGAUUUACUAUUCCGUACCUGGUCUAUCUCCAGUCCAAGUCAGGACCCUGUGUAGGGUCUCUUAUCCACCCAGAGUGGGUAUUGACGGCUGCUCACUGCUCCUUACCUAUUAAUAUCCGACUGGGAGUUAUUCAACCAAGCAUCAAAAAUAAGAAAGAACAAACACGGAAUUACUCGUUAACUGUACCCCACCCCGAAUUUGAUGCAAAAUACCUCAAAAAUGAUCUGAUGAUGAUAAAACUCUCCAAGGCUGCUGAUAUCAACAGCAAUGUGGGAACUAUAGCCAUAGCCAUGGAACCCAUGCCAUACAAUGAUUCCUGCUUUAUCCCAACCUGGAUCUGGAAUGAAUAUAGAAAUAACAGUGACGCUGACAUCUUGACAUGGAUAAACGAACAUGCACUUCCCACACAAGAAUGCCUGAAUGUACUCCAAAAACAGCAACAAGACAUGACUUUGAACAUCAUGUGUAUGGGCAAACCUCUGAUUCCCAUAUCUGAUAUUAAGGAAGUACCAGCGGCGCCAGCCAUCUGCAAUGGGAGGCUGCAGGGAAUCUUGUCUUGGGCCAAAGGCAGUAUCAUCCUAGGAAGUGAAGGUUUCUUUACAGAAAUUCAUCCCUACGCAAGAUGGAUCAUGGCAAUCAUGAGUAAAAACUGAGACGCCCCUGUUCUCCCAUACGCUCAAAGUCAUCUCUUCAUGAUUCCCACAAUAGAUCCAACGAGAAAGCAUCAAUAAAAACUGACAGAACCUA
Molecule: messenger RNA, 996 nt
Organism: Oryctolagus cuniculus (rabbit)
Lineage: Eukaryota; Metazoa; Chordata; Mammalia; Lagomorpha; Leporidae
Source: RefSeq, a predicted model, not a curated record